AUGGUUCACUCGAUACCGAUAGCCAUAUUUGCAAUCUUCGCCUUUUACGUCGUACGAGUGGUCCGCCAACACCAUGCCCUGCGACAUUUUGGCGGCCACUGGUCUGCUGGCUGGUCACGCUUGUGGCUCCUCAGGACUCAGAGCAGUGGUGAAAUGCACAAGCACUUCACUGCAAUUAACAAACAGCAUGGGUCAACCGCUCGCAUCGGGCCCCAGAUGCUUAUCACAUCAGACCCGGACCUGUUGCGACGCAUGAAUGCUGUUCGUUCGACCUUCACAAGAGGGCCUUGGUAUGCAGCCCUCAAGCUCCACCCGGAACGCGACAACAUCACAUCUUAUACCGAUGAGCGCAAGCAUGCAGACCUACGCCAUCGGAUGGCGCCCGGCUACUCUGGCAAGGAGAACCCUCUCUUGGAGCAAGACGUUGAUGACAAGCUGCUUGACAUGCACGACUUGAUCAUUGACAAGUACUUGAAUCGUCCCGCGGAAGGUAUUUUCAGAAUCUGUGACCUCGGCCGCGUGACUCAAUAUUUCACCCUCGACGUGAUCUCAAAGAUCGCCUUUGGUCAGACCUUUGGCUUCUUGGAAAACGAUGACGAUCCGUUUGGUUACAUUGCCAACUUAUCUCAGCUACUUCCGGCCAUCAUCGUUUUUGGUGUGUACACCGAGCUCACAAACCUGAUGAAAAUUCCUCUUCUCAAAUCUGCGCUCCCCAAGUCAACCGACAAGCGAGGUAUUGGACGUGUCAUGGGCUUUGCGGCAGAUCGCGUACGAGAACGAUUCGGAACCAAGCCAGUGGUACGCAAGGAUAUGCUGGGCGCGUUCAUCAACAAGGGUCUGACMCAGGGCGAGUUGGAGAGCGAGACACUCACCCAGAUCACCGCAGGUUCCGAUAGCACAGCGUCCUCGCUGCGCCUUACUUUGCAUUUCAUCUCGACGUCGCCGCCGAUCUUGGAGCGCGUACUGGCAGAGGCCCGCGCUGGCAUCGAGGCUGGCAAGAUCAGCCGUCCCGUCAUCAAGGAUUCAGAAGCGAGGCAGCUACCGUAUCUACAGGCAUGUAUCAAGGAAGGCUUGCGCAUGUACCCGCCGGUGACUGGUCUAUUAGCCAAGCGUGUGCCCAAUGAGGGUGCAUACGUCGAGGUUGAUGGUGUYGAGAAGUUUGUGCCGGGUGGCACCCAGAUUGGAUGGAACAGCUGGGCCAUGAUGAGACAUGAGCACAUCUUUGGCGCCGAUGUCGAAAUCUACCGUCCUGAACGCUGGUUGCCGAGUGAUGGAAGUGAGCAGGAGCGCGCUCGCGUCACAAAGAUGACGGACACGGUGUCGCUGUGCUUUGGCUACGGCAGAUUCGGAUGCUUGGGUCGAGGCGUUGCUACCAUGGAGCUGAACAAGGCCAUUCUUGAGACUCUGCUUCGAUUCAACCUACAGCCAUGCAGCCUCGCCAAGCCAUUCGACGAGAUGGUAGUCGGAUUUUAUGUCCACGACAACAUGAACUUUGUCGUCACUGAGCGGCAAGGUGAACUCUCCAAGGACACUCCUCUCUACCAAGCGCAGUUUGAUGCCGGAGCCAUUGCUGGCGCAUACGAAGAAUAG
Molecule: messenger RNA, 1590 nt
Organism: Ramularia collo-cygni
Lineage: Eukaryota; Fungi; Ascomycota; Dothideomycetes; Mycosphaerellales; Mycosphaerellaceae
Product: related to pisatin demethylase (cytochrome P450)
Exons: 3
Coding region: 1-1590 (529 amino acids)
Molecular function (GO): oxidoreductase activity, acting on paired donors, with incorporation or reduction of molecular oxygen; iron ion binding; heme binding
Source: RefSeq, a predicted model, not a curated record